AUGAUAAAAUUGACAAGGAUUUUCUACAAGGACUUUGUCUCACCCCUGACUGUGAGGGAAUCAUUUCUAAGAUUAUCAUCUUCAGCAGUGGUGGACAAGUUAAGUGUGAACCUAGAGAAAUUAAGACUGAAAGAAGAAAAAAAAUUGAAGAGAAAGAUCCAGAAACAAGAAGCAAAAAAAUUAGCACAAGAACGAAUGCAAGAGGACUUAAAAGAAAGUAAUUUACCCAGAAUUGAAGAGCCAGAAGAAACUGUAGACACUGCUCAGAGCUGUCAGUUUCUUGAUGACAGAAUCCUGCAGUGCAUAAAGCAGAACGCCGACAGGAUUAAAGCUGGAGUAUUGAACACUUCUCCGCUUCUCAAAGAGCUGCUCUCCUGGAAGGUCCUGAGCACAGAAGACUACACAGCGUGUUUCUCCAGCAAGAAUUUCCUCCGUGAAGCUGUGGACUAUGUUAUCCAGCACUUGGUCCAAGAAAAGAGCAGAGUGCAGACACGAAUAUUUCUGCAUGUUUUGAGUGAACUUAAAGAGGUAGAUCCCAAGUUGGCUCCCUGGAUCCAGAGACUUAACAGUUUUGGCUUAGAUGCCACAGGACCGUUUUUUACUCGAUACGGAGCAUCUCUCAAGGAGCUUGAUUUUAGCGUCUUGACUUUCCUCUGGAAUGAGAAAUACGGUCAUAAGCUGGGUUCUAUAGAAGGAAAGCCUCUUGAUUUCUUCUGCGAGCCGGCAUCAGCAACCGAAGCACGCUGUCUGAUCUGGCUGCUGGAAACGCACAGGGACAGGUUCCCAGCCCUGCACAGCGCGCUGGAUGACUUCUUUGAUGUAAUGGAUAGCCGAUGUACCAUAUUAAGGAAACAGGACAGUGAUGAAAUGCCGUUUGGUUGUAUCAAGGUAAAAAACAAAGGCAAGAAAAAGAAGCCAAAAGAUUCAAAGCCAAUGUUAGUGGGGUCUGGAGCAGCAUCAGUAGCAGCAAGUCCUGACACCACCACUCCAGAAGACCAGAACAGGCGCAAUUCAGAUUCUGCAGGCCCAUUUGCAGUGCCUGACCACCUUCGGCAAGAUGUGGAAGAAUUUGAAGCUCUCUAUGACCAGCACAACAGCGAGUAUGUCGUCCGCAAUAAGAAGCUGUGGGACAUUAACCCCAAACAGAAGUGUUCGACUCUGUAUGAUUACUUCUCUCAGUUGCUGGAAGAGCACGGUCCCUUGGAUAUGAGUGACAGAAUGUUCUCUGAGGAGUAUGAGUUCUUCCCUGAAGAAACUCGACAGAUACUGGAGAAGGCAGGAGGGCUGAAGUCUUUCCUCCUGGGGUGUCCUCGCUUUGUGGUGAUUGACAACUGCAUUGCAUUGAAAAAAGUUGCCUCACGACUCAAGAAAAAAAGGAAGAAGAAAAACAUGAAAACUAAAGUUGAAGAAAUGUCAAAAACAGGAGAAUAUUUACGCGUUAACCUACCACUAAAUCCAAGCGCUAGAGAAUUUAAGCCAGAUGUGAAGUCUGCAGCAGUGCCUGAGGACAUUCAGUCCACACCAGGACCUGCCAAGGAGUCUUCGCAGCCAGCUGUCGAGGAUGUGAAGCCGCAGCUGGACUCUGAUAGCUCUUCUGGGUCUGCUUCAGAGGACAGCAGACUGGAAGUGGCGUCUCCUGACUCUGCCACACCCCUCUAUGAGGACGCGCCUCCUGGAGCAGCUGCUUCUUCCCCCACAGCAGCUGCUGAAGAUGCCAAACCAGCCUACUGGACUCGGUCACACAUGCUCACAGGGUUCUGCACAUACCUCCCUCUUCAAGGAUGUGACGUCAUCCAGUCGCGGCCGGCAUACAUUAGCAUGGCUCCCAGCCUGCCCCAGUUCGCUGGCAUUUACACACCUCUGGCCAGCAUCUCUGCUGAGUACCCCGUGCAGAGGUCCAUGCCAGUGGUGCCAUCUUUUGCCUCGGGCGACAGGGCAGAUAACAGUGCCACUGCAUACUUUGAAAGUCACAAUCUGAAUACUGAGAAUGACUCUGGUAAGCAGACUGCCUCUGAAACACAGAUGCCUGAGAGUUCUUUGGGGAUGUGUGUUAAGCCCCAGAGCAGCCCAGCUGAUGCUGACACCGCUCUGAGUGAGCCUGAAAGGAAGAGCAGCCGUGGUGGGAGCUCUGACAACGCGUGGGGAGCUUCUCUCGCAAGUGUCAGUGGAGUAACACACGUUCCUCACACACUAGCCGUGGGCGUACAGGCGUCCAGGAGCGUGAUUCAUCGGGAAGUUAAUACUGAGCCAUAUGAACCUUUUGAAACACAGCAGGGAGCCCUUUCCCAGGUUGAAAAGGAGUGUUGCCUGUUAAAAGAGCGGCUGAAGGCGGCAUGUGCAAGCUGUGAGCAGACUGAGCGCAGGAGCGCAGAGGAGCCCCAGGACCUGGAAGAGAAGCUGAGGAGGCAUGGGGAAGAAAGCAAGAUCUCAAAGACAGAGUUAGACUGGUUUCUUCAAGAUUUGGACAAAGAAAUUAAAAAGUGGCAACAAGAGAAAAAAGAAAUCCAAGAAAGAUUAAAAGCCCUGAAGAAAAAAAUUAAAAAGAUUGUAAAUACCAGUGAAAUGUCUGCCCAGAAAAAUGAUGGAUUAGAUAAGGAAUGUGAAUCACAUCUGGACCAGUCCCUUGGAAUCAGUAGUGCACUCACCGAUGAGAGGAUGAAAGUAGAAGAGUGUAUCAAAAAAGGGAAAGAGCGUUACGAAGAGAGUCGUCAGAGAGCUGUGGCUGCAGAGGUGUCUGUGCUUGAAAACUGGAAGGAACAAGAAGUAUGUAAAUUACAGGGUAUGGCAUCACAAGCAGAAGCCUAUCUCAAAAACCUCAAGCUGAUGAGCAGUGAUUCUGCAGCAUCUCCUGAGAUGGAGUGUGAUACACAUUCAUGGGAAUCAUUUCUUUCUAAUAUAAGAGAAGAAAUGGAGAACACAAAGUCUCAGUUUGAAGACCAAAUUAAGGCCAUUAAAAAUGGUUCUCGACUCAGUGAACUUUCCAAAGUGCAGAUUUCUGAGCUUUCAUUUCCUGCUUGUCUGAUGCUUCGCCCUCAGUUCCCCUCUGAGUCCUCGUGCCAUGAGGACCUCGGGCUGCUGGCCUCUGGAGACAGCGUGCCUGGAGCAGCCUACAAGGACUCUGACGUGGAGCCUGCUGGUGGCCACACAGAGGAGCUUCCUGAACUAUCGCCAGGCUCGCCCACCUGUUGGCCUGAAUAUGCGCAACAGUUAGAGCUCAAGAGGGCUAGCCAGGUGUCUCCAUCAGAACCAAGCCCUGAGGCUGAUGAGAAACCACCUGGGCAGGCUGCGUGGUCAAACCAGUCUCCAAAAAAGCCGUUCAACAGCAUUAUUGAACAUCUGUCAGUGAUAUUCCCCAGUUAUGCCAGCACUGAGCUUGCUGGUUUUAUUAAAAAAGUUCGAAACAGAAACAAGAACUCCCUCUCGGGAUUAAGCACUGAGGAGAUCGUUGAGAGAGUGACAGAACACAUUCUAGAGGAACAGAAAAAGAAGAAGCCAAAUCCAGGGAAAGACAGGAAGCCAUCCGAGGCUCACUCUGCUGCUGCUGUGGCCAGGUCCUCCCAGAGCCCACCCUUGGCAGCUGCUGGACUAGCGUCCAAAACCAAAGGCCAGAAGAAAGACGACAGCCCUGCACCAGAAGCAAAUUCUUGUGAGAUCUGCCAUGAAAUGUUCAAGUCAAAAAACAUGCGUAUGCUCAAGUGUGGGCACAAGUUUCACAAAGGGUGCUUUAAGCAGUGGCUUAAGGGGCAGAGCACAUGCCCAACCUGUGGCAGUGGGGACCUGCUGUUAGAAGAGUAAGCCGCCGAAGCGCCGGUGCCUCGCACGCGGGAGCCACCUUCCUGUUGCUGCAGGUCGUCUCUGCGCUAACGCACACACAACCACACUUGCUUGAGUGUCCUGUUGUCCAUGUCAAAGCAGCACUCGCGAGAGCUCUUACUUCGUGCAUCACAAGGCCAACAGAGUCAGUCUCUGCAGCUGUGUGCUCAGCGUCUCAGAGCCGUGCUCAAGUUGUGAAGAUGCUUACCCCUCCAGUUCUCACCUGGAACUGUAGAAUCCUCUUCAUGUGAUCCAAUUGUUCCACCUUUUGGAAAUCAUUUGAAAAACUUGGUUUGAAGACAGGGCUUCUCUGUGAGGCCUUGGCUGUUCUGGACUUUGUAGACCAGACUGGCCUUGAACUCCAGAGGUCUGCCUGCCUCUGCCUCCCAAGUGCUGGUGUUAAAGGUGUGCACCACCACCGGCUUUAUGAAAUAUUUUUUAAUUCCUAUCGGCUAAGAAUUUUUCUUCCCUUGGAAACAGGCUGUCUGUUCACAACAGGCCCACUUGACACACUAAGAUUCCUGUGCUGGUCUCAUGAGUAGUCAGCCAGUGCUUGCAAAUGUCCAGCCAGCUAGUGCUGAGCACAGGGGCACUGUGUAGGACCUGUCAGCAUCAUUCUCCUUCCUGGAUACUACCACCAAAAGAGGAGUAUGCCAGACAGUCCUGACGUGUUGCUGUUAGCAUUGUUCUGUGUUUGACGUUUGUGUAAAGUGAUGCAUGCGAUCCUUAUUAUCCUAAAACAAACUAACUGCAUUAGAAGCUGUUCAGAAGCCGUGUUUCUUAGUGACAUGUAGGCAGUGGCAGCUGCAGAAACAUCAACCCUGGAUACAUUCUCUCAAACAGGAAGAACAAAAAAGGUUUCCAGCGGCGUGUUCUCUGUUGCAUUGAAAAUGCGGUCACCUGUACCUGUGUCCGUGUGAGUUGUAGUGUCUUAGUGACUUUGUGUAUAGCUCGCUCCUUACUCUAAGACGUCCUCCAUGGUGAUCCCUGAAUCUUGGUCUACAUGUCCCCACAGUUGAAAGCAGUGCAUCUUAGGGUGCACAGGGCCAGUUUGUAGUAUCGGCUACAGAGAAGAGUAGCUCUUGAGAGAAUGAACUCCUGUGCUUCACUUCAGAGCCUGUGAACAUGCCUUACACCUGUCCAGUUCCUGUCAAUAAAGAACAUUCUGAAAGUUUA
This is a messenger RNA of Psammomys obesus (fat sand rat), 4989 nucleotides long. It is a transcript of the gene Ttc3, whose product is annotated as tetratricopeptide repeat domain 3. The coding region runs from base 1 to 3795 and encodes 1264 amino acids. NCBI's taxonomy places the organism in Eukaryota, Metazoa, Chordata, Mammalia, Rodentia, Muridae. The transcript is spliced from 23 exons. Gene Ontology annotation, molecular function: ubiquitin-protein transferase activity. Gene Ontology annotation, biological process: ubiquitin-dependent protein catabolic process. The record is from RefSeq and is a predicted model, not a curated record.